ACAGAAUGAAUGGAAGGUCUUUUCAGACCGAUUUUGAAUGAAGUGGUGCUAAAAAUUUAAACAGGUGAAUACAAGCGCAAACUAUGUGAUUGGAAUUUUUUUUAUUUGUUGCGGGUCGAGCUCUCUAUCUUCUUUGUCUUCUUCAAAUUUGGAUUUAAAUUUUUUAUUGCGAAAUCUCUGCAAUUAGAAUUCAGUCCAAUCCAUCCACUAAAAAAUUUAAUUUAAUCCAAAUUCAAUUGCAAUGGUGGAUUAAUGGAUUAAAUUGAUAAAUUGUUGGAAAACUAUAAUUUAGUACCUAUAUCCUUUAUUUUUUAAAUUUGAUACCUUUAUGAAGAAAAUUAUUCAAAAUAAUAUUUUGGUACAAAAAAAUUGUAUACUCAAAUACGACUAAUACACUACAGAAGUGAUCCAGACUUGCUCUUGAAAGUUGAAAGUACCUAUGGAGCAUGGAGUUUGGAGGUGAGUUGCUCAUAGAAGAAUAAAUUCAUACAAGGGAACAGUUUUCUAAUAAUGGACUAGCCUGCAUAUACAAGAUCAGGCCCAACUUGACGCCGAAGUUGACUGUCAAGUUUAUGGGCCUCGGGCCCAGAAUUUGCCGAUAGUAAUACAAUACCGGCUAGAACCCACAGCAAAUUGGGAAAGGACUAGAAACUACAAAGUAUUGCUCUGCGAAUAGCCAACGGAGGGGGCGAACGGCCGGCGAUUCAGUCUCUCCGAUUCCUAAACUACUCAAAUUCUCUGCAGUUUCCCGUCAAUUCAUUGAUGAAACUUCACCAGGGGCUCUGACUGAAGUUUUUUCACCUUCAAUUGUAAUUUGGGGCUCCAAGCAAUGGGGGAAGAAGGGCAAGGGAAGAAACGGCGGGUGGUGGCGGAAUCGCUGGGAUGGCUGACGGAGUCAACUAUCAUGCCGAAGAAGCACCGAGCCAUUGAGGGCGUCGGCGCUUCUUCCAUCGUCGAGCUUAAGGCUCAGCUCUACAAAUCGCAGGAGGAAGCCAGGAAAGCCAAGGACUUGGCCGGUACAGAUGUGGAAUAUCAUCGCGCCAAGAAGAAAAUCUCCCCCCACGAUGCUUUCUCCGUCAAGAAUUCCGGUGUUGAUUCCCGAGCGCACAAGGACAAGCUUGAGCUGAAAGCGGUUCAAGAUGGGUCGGCGAGCUAUGCCGCGUUGGAGAAGAAGGCAGCGUUAUACGAGAAGCUAGUAAGAGGAGAGUUAUCGGACGAGGAAGCGGAAGAGAAGUACUGUGUUGAUUUUUUCCGUAAAGGAAUUGAGGUAGAGGAGUCCCAGAAGUCGCAAUCCCCUGAAACUUCUUCCAGUGCUGCUGCUGCAGCGGCAAGUGUGAAUGAUGAAGAUGGCGGUGAUGGUCCAGCUGGUCUAUUUAGUACGAAAUUUGUGAAGCCUGGCCAAUCAGGUGGAGCAUUUGACCAAGAUGAACACAGGCGUUUUGUCAGUCAAGUUCAUGAAGAAGCAAAUCAAGCGAGAGAGAAGGUGUUGGAGAUGAAAUUGCAGAGGCAAGAGAAGGUAGAAGCUCGCCGCAAGAACUUCAAGCAGGCAUAUCUUAUGAAGAAGUUGGAGAAACUGAAAGCUGCUGGAACCUCUUUAGAACAAUCUGUAGAAGGGGGGAAGUGAUGGCUCCCCAUAUUGUUUUGCAUAUAUGAUGAACUGCUGAAAGAUGUUAUGAGGUCAUCACUCAUGUGUAAAGACAGCAAAAUUCAAUACACAUUUUCUAAAGCCUUUCCUUUUUUUCCUUCAUAUCUCUUCCCUACUCCAAAGUAUAAAAAGUCGAUGGAGAUUGUGGAAUGAAAUGGGCGGCACCGGCCUGCCUCUUAUUAAUUGGAUUUCUGCAAAUAUUAGUUGAAAAAUGAAAAAAAAAAAAAUCGACUCCGCUGGGGAUCGAACCCAGAAUCUCUGGUUUCGUAGACCAGCGCCUUAUCCAUUGGGCCACGGAGUCUCGAUGUUGAGGUAGAAUGCAAAGUUUAUAAUCAUUGAAUUUUAUUUAGCUCACAUCACCUGUCAAGGCAGUCCAGGAGGCGGACGCAAUUCAAAUGCUGAAUGUAUAGCAAACAAAUUUCAUCUAAAGUAUGGAAUUUUGGGAGAGAGGAAGAAGGCUUAAGGAGCCAUGAAGAAGUAGAAUCCAGUAUAGUUAAUAGUGAACAAGACAAAGGCGGCCAAAGGAAGUAAAUUGAUAGGACUCGUUAGAGGGAGGUCAUGAAGCUCAACCAACUUAACCACUUUCACAAACACUUGUGAAAAAGAGGUUAUGAAGUAGGUGGGAACAAUGAUGCGGUCGGACUGGUCCAAAUCUCGUCAAAUCUCACAUGUGUUGCAACCAAAUCACACCACGAAACUUGAUGUUUGACAAGACAUCUGAAUUUUAUGCGGUUAAUGAUUAGUGGUUUAAAUGGAUAGAAAGUACACGGUUGUAACACUAAAUCGUAAACCACAAAUUACCGUAAAGCCCCAAAACGUGGAACAGACUUGAACAUGUGAAUCACUAUGAAGUAAAAGCUAAAAAGCACCACACGGGAGGAAGGCUCAUCCUUUGCCUCUUUCCUCAUGUUGCAAUGGGCGCUGCUAGUGACAGACUGACAGGCAAAAGGCAAAGCUUAUCCCUCAUAGAUGGACUCAUGGCACUCUUUCCUAUUCCUCUUACCAGUUUCCAGCAGCAGAUAGUGACUAUUCGUAUCUUGCUUGAUUGGUUUAUGUUUGUUUGGCCAAUUUAUAUGAGGCAGUCACAACCAAAUCCCGCCAAAUCACUAAUUUAUGUGGUUUGAUUCGACCGCAUCAAUUAAUUUGUGGUAACAUUUAUGGUGCGAUCCAAUGAACUUACGGUGCGCUG
Messenger RNA from Linum trigynum, 2834 nucleotides. The record is from the annotation of a GenBank genome assembly. NCBI's taxonomy places the organism in Eukaryota, Viridiplantae, Streptophyta, Magnoliopsida, Malpighiales, Linaceae.